AUGAGCGAAAACCCACAGCCACAGGAAGCGCCGGUUCCUGGAUUGCUUGGGGGCCAAGCUAGAGUUCCACAGCCAUCAGGACAGUAUCCGUGGAGAUGGACGACAAUCACAGUGUGCUUCUGCGCGGGGUUUAUCCUCGUCGCGUUGGGAUUAUUCAAUUUCGCGGCUGUGGGAUACAAUGUCCGAUCAUCGUAUUUCGACGAAUUCAAAGAUUCAAAGGGGGUCGAGUGGAAGAAUAAGCUCAACAUUAAAUAUACAGGCAAGUGUGAACUCGAGUCAUUCGAUUCCUCUGCUAACCCUCGUUACCCCCCAGAGGACAACAGCAUCCACUGCGAUUCGAGCAACAUCGUCCUUGGUGGGAUUUACCGUACUAAUAAUGCGAUAUUUGCCCUCAACGUCGAGAGUCUCCGGGAUCCUGUUACAACAGCACCCUUGGGCAGUGCCAAUUACAGUGGCGAUGUCCUCGAUAGCUGCCGUGUGAAUCGAAUCUACAUGAUGGCCGAAUAUGCAACUCAUGAAGUCAAAUACCGUGCCCAAGUUGCAUGCCGCAAUCCAUCGACGCUGUUUGUGAAUUUUACGGUCGAUUCCGUUAUCAGCAUUCGCGCCGGAGUCCCCAACGGAAUCGUCAACGUGGACACGCUGGGCAGACUCGAGGACGAACAAUCUCGGCCCUGGGCAGACUCGAGACGAACAAUCUCGGCCCGAGGCAGUCGCCACUUCGGUUCUUUCGUCGGUGACCAAUGGCUCGGCGACGAGUCUUUGGGCCGAGUGGGGGAUCCGCUCUCGACCGCCGAGGAUCUUCCGCUUGUUCUCUCAGGUUUGGCCUCUGCCGACGGGGCGUACAUCCAGUCGAGGGACGGGAGCGCGUUCGAGUCGCAGGGCGUUUCUCUUUCUGUCCGUGCGGCCCUGCGGAACUUUGCCGUUGCCUUUCACAGCGCGAUCCUCGUGGACGUGGGGUCGACCGUCGCGCUGGACAAGAACAUUCUGACCAACCCGUCUGCGUUGCAAUCCCGGAUCCAGACGAGGGAGAUUAAAAACGUUUAUGAUCCAGACCACGGGAGCGCCAACGGUCUUGACUUCUCGGUUCCGGUCGCACCGUACUUGGCUUCGAGUCCAGGCGACUUUAGGCUGCCUAUCGCGGCCCGUCAGUCUGGUUCUCAAGCCCACUGCGACGCUGAUCGUGGAUGUGCUGGUCGCGACCAUGUCGAUGUUUAUGGUCGGCUGGGGUAUCUCGCAGAUUGGGAUGAUGUACCUGGCAAAGGAACAUUCCGUGAAUGGAAAUUACUGUCCGUGCCCGCAUGUGAUACGUACAAUCAUGCACGUGUUCCUGCCGUACCGACGAGCCCGAAACUCGCCAACACCCCAGGAGAUCGGGAUGAUAGUAUGACCGAAGACCACCAUCACCUCGACUCCACGUCCACCUCGAGUUCUACGUUCCCCAUCGCCUCUACCGCUGCACCACCAGUCGGCGGAGGUGCCACAUGUGUUCAGCGAUGUUUGGCCGAGGCCGCUAAUGUUGGAUGCAUAGGUGGCGCAGACUUGACGUGUGUUUGUGCGAGUGGGCCGUAUUUUGAGUAUAGCGCGCACAUGCUUCUCCGACUCGAGUGUCUCGCCAACGCCACCCCAACCUCCGGUCACGACUCCCGUACCACCGCCCACGCCCACGCCCACACCGACCCCGAAGCCCACGCAGACUACCACCGCACACCUGCCCCGCCCACUACCCAGACAGUCAUUCUCACCUCCAGUGUGGUCGUCACGGACCCGGAGGCACUGCUUCCACCAUCGCUUCUGGAUUCACCACCAUUCGGACCAACCAACCGGGAGGCCAGACCACCGUGGAGCGCCGGGUCCUAG
Messenger RNA from Rhizoctonia solani, 1857 nucleotides. RefSeq lists its product as uncharacterized. Lineage: Eukaryota; Fungi; Basidiomycota; Agaricomycetes; Cantharellales; Ceratobasidiaceae. The record is from RefSeq and is a predicted model, not a curated record. The coding region runs from base 1 to 1857 and encodes 618 amino acids. The transcript is spliced from 12 exons.